CUGUUUUUUUUUUUUUAAGUGUGGUGAAUUUUCGUUCUCACCACUCAGCCGCCAGCCAUCACUAGUUUAGAGAUGCUCUAUAAAAAUGUCGCGAAAUUCCGACAAAAUAAACCUCAUAGAUCAGAAAGCAUACAGUAAACUUCGCGAUGAUAAGGAUACAGCACCCAAGAACACUCCCCGCAGUUCCAAGUACAAAUACAAGCACAGGAAACCGGAGCAGCAAACUUCGCUGCUUGACUUUGUGGUCAAGCCGCGACCAAAAACACAGAGGCAAAUAAAGGUCAGGAAACUGCACAAGCCACAUUUAACCACAACAAGGAAUAAUUACAUACAAGGUAUCAAACGUAAAGGUAAAACCCGCCUCAAGCCCAAAAAGAAAAUUACCAAGCUAAAGAGGUCCGUACGCUGUUAUCGCACCGUGAAGAAGGAGGAAAGCGCAGUCACGGAGAAAAAAAAUGAUGCAGCCCCAAAAGAUUGUUCAAAGUUCCCUCUGAAAGUUUAUUCUGUCGAGCUACAAGUCGAGAGGCUUUCCCUUAUUGAACCACCCACAUCCAUAGAAAGUUCACACGCGAAGGAAAUACAUUCAAUACACUCUCGGCGCUUCAGAAGCUAUUGUGAUAACUGCACCCGCCCUCGUCUUAAGGAGUUGGUCAAACAUUUGCUCCAAGAAUUGGAUCGCUUCCAGAAACGCGCCUUUGCCAAAAAUGAAAUCAAAGCUCGGGCACAUCCUCGGAUGGUUUUAGGUUUCCGAGAGGCUGUGGCCAGGUUGAGGAUCAACAAGGUUAAACUGUUGCUCCUGGCCACCGAUUGUGAGAGCUGCCCGGGAGAGUAUGGCUUAGAUAAGACCAUAGAAAGUUUAAAAUUCCAGUGUCAGCAAGAAAAGGUGCCCUACUGCUUUCCCCUUGUUAGAAGGGAACUUUCCCACACACUACAAAAGCGAGCGCAGAUCUCCUGCGUGGCAAUCUUAGACUGCGAUGGAGUUAAUGCAACAUACGCAGACCUACUAAAAGAAAUAGAGGACGCUCGGGCCGAAUAUAAACUCAGAACUGCUUUGUGAAGAUUUAUUUAGUGGUAUUGAUUAAAAUAAAGGUGCUAAGAUGUGCUGUUAACA
Drosophila eugracilis is the source of this 1111-nucleotide messenger RNA. RefSeq names its product selenocysteine insertion sequence-binding protein 2 (gene Sbp2). Gene Ontology annotation, biological process: selenocysteine incorporation. Gene Ontology annotation, cellular component: ribonucleoprotein complex. The record is from RefSeq and is a predicted model, not a curated record. NCBI's taxonomy places the organism in Eukaryota, Metazoa, Arthropoda, Insecta, Diptera, Drosophilidae. The transcript is spliced from 3 exons. Bases 86 to 1057 code for a protein of 323 amino acids. Gene Ontology annotation, molecular function: mRNA 3'-UTR binding; selenocysteine insertion sequence binding; ribonucleoprotein complex binding.